AUGAAGCCCUACGCUGCCACAAAGCUUUCUGCUGAUGCGAAGCCUUUUUCACCCCUCUCGCCUCACUGCCAUCAACCACCGCCGCUACAUCAUCUGCCUCAUGUUCCUGUUCAAGCUUCUCUGCAUCACCCAGUAUUUUACCAACCGCAAUAUUAUGAGCCAAGUAAUUUUUCUGGUGGUGGCCAUUGGAGUUGGCAAUCUCCUCAGUAUCACCAAUUAGGGUUUAACAACAUUCCUGUGCAUCAUGGUGUUGGGUUUUGUUAUGGUCCUCCUCCGGUACCAUUCGUGUUCAAUCAAGGUCUUCCGCAGUUCAACAUGCAGACUUUGAGGAACAAAAUUGUUCAACAAGUGGAAUACUAUUUCAGUGAUGAAAAUCUUUGCAAGGAUUAUUUCUUGAGAUCGCUGAUGGAUAACAAAGGAUGGGUUCCGAUAUCCAACGUUGCUGAAUUUAACAAGCUCAAGAGAAUGUGCACAAACAUGCCAUUUAUCCUUGAUGUUCUGAUGCAGCGCUCAACUCGUGUAGAAGUGCAUGGUCACAUGAUACGACGACGUAAUGAGUGGCAAAGGUGGCUUCCGGUUUCUGCAGGCUCAACGACAAACCCGCAAAGUCAAGUUUCCUUGGAGGAGAAGGAAUUCAUGGAAAGCCUGCUAGUAAAGAACGUAUAUGGCGAUGAUGAUGCUGUUGAGUUUGAUGGUGGGUCGGUUGUGUAUAAUGCUUCUAAUGGUGGUUUAAGUGGAAGACGAGCAGCCCCGGCCAUGAAGACAGAGUGGAAGCCAAAGGCUUUCAAGUGUUGCUGA
This is a messenger RNA of Prunus armeniaca (apricot), 798 nucleotides long. The record is from the annotation of a GenBank genome assembly. NCBI's taxonomy places the organism in Eukaryota, Viridiplantae, Streptophyta, Magnoliopsida, Rosales, Rosaceae.